Molecule: messenger RNA, 1545 nt
Organism: Penicillium verhagenii
Lineage: Eukaryota; Fungi; Ascomycota; Eurotiomycetes; Eurotiales; Aspergillaceae
Exons: 3
Coding region: 1-1545 (514 amino acids)
Source: RefSeq, a predicted model, not a curated record
AUGCCACUUAGUAUGCGCACUCGAAAGUCGACAAGGAAAGAUGGCAGGAAGAGAACUUCAUCGGCUGUCUCCAAUUCUACAACGCAGGCUGGCCCUGUUUCAAGCUCUACGAUCCCCGAGAAAAAGACUCCUGCUGGACGGAACGAUACUUCUAAACAAAUCGUGAAGCUGCAGGCGGCUUCACCUUCGCCUUCGCCGCCAACCCCGGAGCCCGUGAAAGAAGUUCCUGAUGUGUUCCAAUUCCUCGAGCAUAGUGAUGAAUCUUCAUCAGCCAUAUCGGAACCUUCAGAAUCCGAAUCAGAGUCGGAAUCUGAAUCUGAAUCUGAAUCAGAUUCCGAUGAUGACAUUCCUGCGCCCCGACCUUCUGUAACGAAAAUCCAGUCACCGAGACCGCGUGCCAACCCCUUACCGCAUGCUAUAUUGACAUCAAAGCCCACCGCUUCUUCAAAGCCAACAAGAUCUCCCGCUGGCGGGGCAUCGAGAACUCCGAGAGAUUUACGUCCUCCAUCAGCGCCGUCACCGCCAUCCGUACCUCCAACAGAUACCCGUUUGGUAAAUAGAAAACCAAUGCCGUCGCCAGCACGAAAUCCCCCUCCAAAGGAGUAUAGCAAACCUCCGGCCGAGUCUCCACCCCCACGAAAGCGCAAUUUGAAGAUAUCACCACCGGAAGAUUUUUACUCAAGAGAUGUUACUGCCAUUCAAAGGUCGCCGUUGCCACCCUCUCCGCCGAGUAGUCCCGAGGAUAGCAUACACCGUGCGUUACAGAGAAGAGAAUCAAAUGCCUCGCAGGUAUCGUCGGGCUAUGAGUUGAUGGCAUCACACCUGACCCAUUCGGCCACAGACGACAAGGGAGCAUUCCCUCCGUUGUACCGACGCUUUGAGAAGUUGAAUCACCGCGUUCUACUCCACCUCCAAGACGAGAUUUCUCAGAUGGAGGAAGACCUGCAAUUAAUGGAUGAGUAUGAGCACCUGCAGCGGAUCGCCACCGCCGAGAAAGAAGGCAACAAGCCCCUACCCGCAGCACGUCGUCUAGACAUACAGACCCAGUCUUAUCCGGAACUGCAUUACAGGCGAAUGGAUCUAAUGGCAGCCCUGAUCCAGAAGACAGAGCAAUAUAAUAACGCCCUCAGCGCAUACAGCAAAGUAGUUCAAACUCUUCCCCGCGCCACAGGCGAUGAUAUCCAAAAUUACCGCUCCUGGAUGAAAACACACAACCCCAUCGCCGCGGCUGAAACCCGCUUCCUGGAUAAAGACGUCGACCUCGUAUCUCUCACACCCCGCCUCGCGGCAUCUGCGGCUACUGCUCCCGUCUACAUGGCCAUCAUGGUCGCUUCGGGGGCUCUUUUACUUCCCCUGCUUGCAUUCAGCAUGAUCGCAGAGUUUUCUGGACGCCUUGUCGUUGUCACGGUUGUUGGCGGUGCCGCAGCUGCGGUUGCAGCGAAUUAUUCGGCCGGUAUCGACACUCUCGUUGAUUCGAGAGAUGGCUGGAGAUGUGCCACACUGUAUUUUGGUUUUAUGGCUAUUGCUGCGAUGUUCAUUCCCUAG